Messenger RNA from Amoebophrya sp. A120, 8782 nucleotides. NCBI's taxonomy places the organism in Eukaryota, Dinophyceae, Syndiniales, Amoebophryaceae. The record is from the annotation of a GenBank genome assembly.
GUUGUACUUCGCAAGCAAUCCCAAUCAUUCAUCCCGCUCUUCAUCUACCCGUUACACGAUAUAUUUGUCUCGAGUCCUCUAUACUUAUUUAAACCCUUUUGUUGUUUAAACACUUAAAUUAUCGCUAUCGUCCAGUAAAAAUCAUGUCCGCCAACCCGGCGUUGGCACAGCAUUUAAAGGAUCGUCGAGAGGAACUCUCGACGCAGCUGCAGUAUGUGCUGCAGCAGCAGUCGGACCACACGACCCAAGUUUCGCGCACAAGCCGGCAGCUCCGGAAGAAAGCGGAACGGCUGUGUGCCCUGCUCGGGCACGAGCCGUGCGCGCCGUUCACAGCUGCAGAGGCUCAUAGAAAGGUCGUCCGGGCCGAUAUUUUUACACCAGGUGCAGUCUUCGUGGGAGGUGAAGAGCACGUAGAUGAUGCCGACGACGAGGAGAACCGCAAGUCCAGAAGUAGUACCUCCCGAAAUAAAAUUCUCUCAACCACGGUUUAUUGCGAAGCGGAUUUAUCGGCGCACCAGCUUCGCCAUCUGCGCAAGAUCGACCGGGAAAUCGGGGAUUUUUUGACGCAUCUGCAGCGCGAGCAGGCGAUCGCGCUCCAGGAGGAGCGGGCCUACAGUGAGGCGAUCCUGGAGGAGCAGCGAAAGCAGGAUGACAAGCUGUACGAGAGCCUGAUCGAGCACGAUGAGCUCGUCCUCGAAAACGAGCUUCUCCGAGACCAGCAGCUCAAGGAAAAGAUCGUGGAAAAGCAGGCCGAGGCGCAGGACCACCGCGACAAGCGCGACGCGGAGCUCGCGAACUGCGAAAAAAUCUUCGAGCUCAUCUACAAACGGGAUAUCAAAUGCAAAAAUGUCUGGGUCUGGAAACUUGUGAUGCUAAAAGUGAACGAGAGUGCCACUGCAAUACGGAGCCAAGCAUGAUAAUUUUUUUGGGCUCCUAUGUGUUGCGUGUUCCGCAUGGCAAACUGCGUGUUUGCAUGACAGAAGGGUUUAGGGUUUAGGGUUAGGGCCAAGAAGACGCCGUGAGGACGACCACAGGGGGUCCGUCUCAAUGAUGAUGAUGAUGACAGAAAAGAGAACCGCUUCGUGCCCAUGCAUCACAGAUUCUUGAGUCAUGUCAGACACGCAUGACAAGUGUCAGAAUCUUCCAGACCCAGACACUUUUACAGUUGAUACGGGAGGUGGAAACGCAACUGAAGAAGGACCGGAUCGCCUUCCAAGACCAGCUCCGCGCGGAGCACGAACAGCACGUGAAAGCGCUGAUCUCCCUACGGAUCGAGGACGACGAGCGCCGGAAAGCCGACCAGGCGCUCGCGGACGAGACGCUGAGCCGUCUGUUCUCCGCUUUCAUGGAGGAGCAAGAACGGGUGGAAAAGGAGCACUUCUCCGGGGAUUUUGUAGCGAGGUUCCUCGAAAACCAGAGGCAAGCGCUCCACGCAUUGCUCGUCGAGCACCCCGAAAAUGCCGUUCGUCUUCGCGAACUGGGCAUUAUCGGUCCGCUGCUCCGGGAAUUGGGCUACUUCUUCCCCGAGAGGGAGAAGGGGACAACGGCUCCUACGGAAGAGAUCAACAAUGAGGUACUGAGAUUUUAUUUGAUGAAAUCUCUGCAUUUACAACUUGAUUAUUUUACAGCUGGGCCAGCACCAUUCGUUCCGACAUUUUUGUUUUCUGUUGUUUCAGAAACGGACAAGAAAAGUGCUUGUUGGGAUUUUUUUUUGGCCUUAGGCUAACUAUGAUGAUAUGUGACGGCAAAUUGUGGAGUGUGACCUGUGAAAUUGAAAAUGGAAACAACAGCUCCAAUGGCGUGCCUGGGGUAAGACGCGACCGGUGUUUGGCGCCGCGACUGGGCAGAUGAACAUGAUUUUCCAGCCCCCGCACAUGCGGACGCAGACUAUCAUUCCUGCUCCGGACAGGGGCAUGCAAGACUCGUCGGACGAGGCGAGUUCAGACGAAUUAAUUUCCGUGCCGGACCAAAGUAGAGACGAAAAAGCCCUCGACGAGGCCGAGAAAAUCCUCCGUGCGGCCACGGGCAACAUGGCUAAGGAGGCGACCCCGCCGGAAUUGGAGCGGCGGGUGAUCCCCGCCCUGGAGCGGCUGCGCAGCAAAAGCAAAACGCAGCAGUUGGAGCGGGAUGUUGAACAAGCAAGGGUUGGAACUACAGGAGCUGAAGAUGUUUUUACAACCGCCUGGUCCUCCUCUAUUUCCAGCGGGGGCAGUGAGGAAGAUCAACACCGCUUAACGGUGCAGAGUACAACAAGUCGGCAACACGGCUCUGGGCCGGAUGAGGAGGACGGACCGGGCUCGGGCCACCCGGACGCGCCGGAGGGCGUGCGUGCUUCCUUAGAACAGAAAAUGAUGGACACGCACCAGCGGCGCGUGAGUCGACAGCAGAAAGAAGAGGUGAUGGAGGCCGUUGCGCGGGCCCUGGUGUUCAGCGCUGCGCGCGCAGGAGGAGGAUUCUCCCUUUCGCCUCCUGAUUCGCACCGGGUGGGGGGUGAUGGUACCAGGGGAAACAAACCGCCUCUAGGUGGGGCUCGCGCCGACGCGACCGCGGAAGGCCCGGGUGCGGGGCAGGGGCAAAGUGAUGGUCGUGAGGAAGAUUUGCCGGAUAUUGUCCUCGCGCAGAAAGGUCGUGGUAAGCAAACGCCUAAGAGUGGACCCAGACCGGGACCGCAAAGCACUACUGAGGACCCACAGAACAUCUCUCGCGGAUCAUACGGUGGGGGAGGACUUGAUGUUAGCGUAUAUGGCGUUACAGGCGGGCCGUGGGGAAACGAUAACUACGAAUCAGGACGAUUCGCCACAGAUUCUGGAAAAGAGAAGGGGGGCAGUAGCCCGCUCGACGUGAACUUUUACGGAUUUAAACCCGGAAGAAAUAUUAAAGGCUCGCAGGGAACUACAAUGCCCAAUCAGCUCAACAAGGGCCCGACAGACACUGUCGACGGCGACAGGUAUCGUGUGGAACAGGAUAUUAAAGGGAGACCUGUAGCAGGGACCCAAGACGGUUCCCCGAUCAUGAGAGGGAUUGCAGUAGACGAGGUACUAGAUGAGCAGGGAGUGCGCCCCCCUAGUCCCCUUGACACGAUGGGCGGGGGAACUGUGCGAGGAGCAAAAGGGCCACAAGGAACUGCGGCGGAUCAGGUAUUCGACACAACCUCGUCCCCUCCUUUUGAAGAUCAGCUCGAUAUUCAAAUCUACGGUGUGCGAGGAAAGGGAAGGGUCCUCUCACCAGAUCAGGGAAAGAACCCUGGAGAAGAUCGUCGUCCACAAGGGCCAGCGGUUGUGGACGACUUACAGGGCGGCGGGGGAGCUCCUGCAAUGGAUCAAACAGACAAUACAGGCCGGAAUGUGAUUAACGAUCAAAGUGCUCCUGUCGGGGGCAUCGACGGUGUGCCAGUCUCCAACAGAACAUCGGCCUAUCCAACGCAGCCUUUUGAAGAUCAGCUCGAUAUUCAAAUCUACGGUGUGAGAGGAAAGGGAAAGGCAACGCCAGUAUACCAGGCAAGAAAAGGGGUCGACGACCAGCAAGUGGGCGAUGAGACGAAUGCUGCCGCCCGGCCACCGCAGUCUGAAGACCGGUUGUCUGCCGGGCAAGAAGCAACGUCACAGGUGGUUGUGGUCGCACCGCAACAAGACGAGCAAAGCGUGCAAAUGGUGGACGACCUCAAGGUGGAUGGUGCCCUAGUAGAAGAGGAAAAAGCAUUGUCGGCUUUCGCAGAAGACAGCACAGGUGCUCCGAGCAUUCAGAAGGCGAGCGCGGUUCCGGUAGACCAGCAGGAGCGCCGCAACAAAUCCGGCGUGGUCAAUCUCGAAGAACCGUCAGCAGGCCGGGCGCUGCCCUCCAUACCCGAGGAUCGUGUGGUGGAGCAGGAUGAAGACCCGGGAGCGGCACCAGCGGUAGAGAAACUUGUUGCGCCAGCACCAUUGACACAGUCGCAAGACGAGCAGGCAAAUAAAAAGGCGCAAGGAGGUCGUGAAGGGCUAGACCUGUCCGCCGGGAAGUCCUCGGUUGUACGCUCGUACUCUGUGCCUCUCUCACGAGCUGCAGAUCCCGAGCGGCAAAGCAGAAAGGGGCAGCCAGUUGCACGCAGUGCUUCGUCCGCCAGACCGUCAGAAAUAAAGGGUGGAGUUCGGUCCGAUCGCAGCACGCCACCACCUGGCUUCGGAGGCGCUCAACAAGAUCGUGCAAGCAUAAUGCCAGGAACAGCAUCUGGAACUGGAUCACCAAUCCCUCGGAACGGUGAUGACACGCGGGGGUGGCGAUCGACGCCUUUUGGCGAAGACCGUAACGACGGGUCACGCAAUAUCCUGUGUAAAAACGUCCCCACCCCAGAGUUGUCAUGCAAAUCUGCAUGCUGAAAAUGUUUCUCAUGCGGAGCGCCAUGAGAGGCAUUUUCUAGUCGCGUUUUGGGAUUUGUGAUGCUAUAACGCGCAUGAUAUACUAGAUCUGUGCUGCUGCUGAACUACCUAAACAGGAUUAUACUACGAAGACAAACUUGUCAUGCCACACGACCAAAGCUGGCUGAUUUCUCUAGCAGAUUUCCCAUCUUGACUCUGGUGUGGGGACGUUUUUGCAAAUGAUACGCAACAUUCUUGGUUCAGGCUGGUCUCAAGACACCAACUUGAGCCACGACCUUGGUGUGCACGUGUAUGGUGUGCGAGGUAGAGGCGGUGAGAACGCCGGGUUAAAAGCGUCACCGGAGCAGAACCAAAAGGGCGAACGAACUCCUUCUAUCGAGCAGGCAUCGUCACCAUCUGGCGCCGGCGGGGAACCGGACGCCAAUGCAGUAGCACCUCCUACUCCUUCGGCUCGGCCCGGGUUGGCUGCGGCUGAUGAUCCAGACGACCAAGCCUUUGAGUUUCGCUCUUUUGCGCAUGAGAAAAAGAGUGCGAUGAUAAUCGUUCGGGAUUAUGAAAAAGCUGUCCGACCAACCUUGGCAGCGAGGACGUCUUCUGACAGCGAGAGCUUUGUGAAAGCGAGAAAGACAAAUAAAUCGUCGAGCAGCAGCAGCGACGGUGUACAACGUGGAAAAGUAAAUGCGGACCACGGUAGUUCGCCAACUCUUCAUGUCGGACGAUUUCCUACGAACAUUGCCCAGGUCGCGAUGCAGAAAAAGGCCGAACGGUUGCGCGCAGAUGCGCAUGCGCGCAAGGAACGCUCUCCCCGGGGAAAUGAGCAGCAGAAGGCUGACAAGGGAGGAGAUGUCGUGGGGGAAGCUCGCGAGCAGGGGAAACCGGUGGCUCUUGCGGAUGCCGUCCGUCUCCAGGCUGCGGAGGUAGUACCAAUAAAUGCAGUGUCGUCUCUGCAGGACGAGUUUGAGAAGGUCGUCCGUGAGAACAGAAAUAAACUUCCCGCAGACCACCACACUGACAAGCAGGCGGACAGCCCAAAUCUGGGAAAAUACAGGCCUCAGGCGCGUCUGUCUCUCAAUGAUGCCGAAGAGCAGGAGGUCCUGCGCGAACUGUCUGCGUUGCUGCGUGCAGACGGUGCGGAUCCCGAAACGAUUUUGCAGCUGCCGAGGGCUUCGCUGCUGCGCCAGAUGGAGAAAAUGCCCGACCCACAGGCAAUCGUCCGGGAGCCGGGCUAUAUCCACCACUUCGCCCCCCGGGGUGAUCCUGCGGGUGAUACUCACGAACAACAACAACCGGAAAAACCCAUGAGGCAAGCGCCAGCGGUGCAAGCGCGAGGGACCAUGCCAAAUGCACGCAGUAUUACUCCGACGCGCGUGGACCCCAGUCUCUUGCGCAGCGAAGACUCACGGUCGGGAGGGCCACUUACGUCCUCGUUGCAGCAAAAAAACCCGGAAUUUUUUGGAGAGACAGAAGUGGAAGCAGUGCCAGCCGGUGCCUUGCAGUACCUGGCAGCGUACGACGGGAAGAUGGUGGCCGAUGACGUUCGAAGGCAGGAGCGAGGACUCUCGGAGCGGGGCAGGAGCACAACGGACCCGACUUCAAGUCCGCCACCGCCGGGAUUCAAUACUAAGGACUCAUCCCGGUUCACGAGGCAGCCGUCGCCGCCGGACGAGAUUCCGAAGCAGCCUUCGGCCGACAAUGUCUAUGGCUCCUACAACGCGGUUGCGCUGAACAAGGACUCGACACGAGACACACGGCAAGCCACGACGACCGCCAUCAAGGCUCCUACCAACCCCUCCUUGGGCAGCACAGAUCAUUUGUUAGCGAAGGCAGGGUCAUUAUCGGUGGGCGAUCGCGGAACCAGCAGGUCGCUUGCACGACAAGCAACCACAACGACGCAGCUGGCCCGAGGCGACCAAAUAUUAGCGCCGCGUUCCUCUCUUGGAUCAAGUGUGAGCAACCAGACGGACGAUUUGCUGAAGGAAUUUCUCGUGACGGAGCGGCCGAGGAGCACAAUCAUGGCCAGCGGCGGACAGCCAGGAUCCGACCAAGUAGCUCCCGCCACGGAUGCAACCACUUUCCAGGAGUCUGGGCUCGCGCCUGCCUCCACGUCCUUGCUAAAGCUUCCAACGGAGCUGAUGCUGCAGCAGCUUCAGCAGGGCAGUGGCGUGCAAUCUUCUAUGGCGCCAGUGUACCGACCGACGAGCGCGUACGCUGGGCCCGCACAGAACCUGGAAAGCCAUCGCACCACGCGGGCGACCGAGCAGCCCGUGAAUAAAACAACACAAUUACAAAGCCAGAACCUCAGGAGCUUCGUCUCGAGCUAUGGCGGUUCCCCCGAGCAACAGAUCGGGCGGAGCUUUGCAUCGAGCAACGCGUCGGUGGCGGCGUCGGCUGGGCAGCCGAAAAACUUCGCCCCCGGGAAGACCGCGCCCCUGGACGAUCGCUUCACGGACCUCGUGAACAGAACGAUGCGCCCGCCCGAGGACCCGAAUGCCGUGGAACCCGAGCUAGACCGGAUGAAGCAGAGCAUGAUGGAACGGCAAAUAUACGUACCGUUUGGCGCGAGAGCGGACGUUGUUCCGCCACGACCUGUGGGAAGAAAUAAAGGGCCUGCUGCUCUUGCCGUCGCGCCGGCGAGUGUUGAAAAUGUCGCCCUGCCGACCACGACACAGAUAGAAACGGUCAACAUGGGUGAGAACAAUAGCAAUGCACCACCCGUGCUGAGCCUGGGGCAACAAGCGGGACCACAGCCAGAGCUUCGUCGGCAAUCGCUGUCUCAGUUGAAUGUAAGUCCAAAAGGCUCCGAAGUAGUUGUUAACCAUCAGCCGGCUCUGUUUGCGAGAUCCUCUUUGCCGCAGACAGCAGUGACAGAUCCGAUCGCCAGAAUGCUUCAGGGAGCUGCGGAGGCGAUCGCGGACCUUCAGGCCGUUCCGAAUGUUAUACCUGCGCCCACAGUGAACGGAAUUCAAGUACAGCAGACGAGCGGAGUAGACAUCACACCGCCUGCAAUCCAAAUUCAGCAAACCAGCGGAAUUGACAUCGCACCGCCUGCGCAACUGCAGGUACAGAGGCUCGCAGGGUUCAGUACUGACCGCACGCCGUCAUUUGCUGCCGCACCCUCGGAACCACCAUCAAGCGGUUUCGUCGUGAGGGCGAAUAGCAUAGAAGAAUAUCCCUCCCACGUCGAUGUCGUCGCCUCUCCAUCUCCCACUCUUCCAUCAAAGCAGGUCAAACUUCAGCGCUCCGUUUCCAUCUUCUCUCUGGUGGCAGGAGAUGACAACCAUGGGCAGCAGCAGCAGCAGAGCAACAUCCCCCGGUCACACGCAGUCGCACCGCUGGGGCUUUCUACGGUGUCCGAGAAGACGGAACCUCCAGAUUCGCCGCCUGUGUCACGUAUCUAUGAGCAUGCUGCAGUUGGCGACCACCGCGAUGUCCCUGUGGUAUUUCAUAAGAACGAAGACGCCAUUCACAUCAUUCCUGUGCGACACGGGCUCGAGCAAGAUCAGCCGCGCCGGCAGGACUCGGGUCUUUUUGCGUCUGCGGCACCCCCGAAACUACAGUCGCCUGGGCUAAUCAAGCCGGUUGCACUCGGCCCGCAAAUUGGGCAGACGAGCCAAAAAUCUUUUCGUCCUGUGCAACCACUUUCAAGCCCACCUUCGCAGGACGGCGGACGCGCUCCGCAAACGCAAACCCUCGCACCAAGCGGUCUUUUGCAAGUCCAAUCUAUCGCACCCCGUGGCCCUCUUUUGCAAAUGCAAUCCCUCUCGCCGGCUGCUUUCACCACGCCGACGGGGGUGCAGCAACAAGCGCCCCUGUUGGCCGCCGCACCCGCGGGGGAAUUCGUGGCGCAACCACGCGGGCAGGCUGCACCUCAGAUGGAACUACAACAGCAAGCGGCCGAGAUGGUACCAGCAACUCGCAAGCUGGGAAUCGCGACGAAAACCGCGCUCUUCGACAAACCACCCGUAGCGGCAACGCCUCCGGCGACGGUCUCGUCUCAGUCGCCCCGGGCGCAAGCAAUCCAAGAGAAGAUGAACCGGCUCGCGAAGGGGAACGGGAAACCUGUGGAGUUCAACCAGCAAAAGCUGCCCGAGUGGAUGAAUCGGCGGGCACGAAUUCCGACGACGAUUGAGUCCGCAGACGGCGAAAUGGUAAACAAAUCCUUCCUGCCGGGCACGACCGAACGCCGCAGUCGCGGAAGCUGGUGGAGCGAGCAGCUGAAGAAGAAAAACGUCAAGAAAAAUAUGAAACGGAAUCUGGGCGACUUGCUUUAAAGCAAGUGAGGAAAAUACAAGAAAAACUAGAUUCACGUCGAAAGCAAACUCGUAAAUGAUGACGCUCUACAACAACGUCUACGUGUGCAAGAAUUGUACAGCGUCAGAUUCUUGACUUUUGUUUGAAACAUUCGUUUGAAAGCCAAAUAAAACCAC